AUGUUGACCCUCUAUGACUAUUCGUUAUCAGGUAAUUGUUACAAGGUUCGACUUUUACUUUCGAUGCUUCGCGUCCCUUAUGUUCGAGUUGAUGUGGAUAUCAAAAAGGGCGAGUCACGCACCGAUGAAUUUUUAAAUAAUGUAUCAUUAAAUGGAAAAGUUCCGACUAUGGUUAUUCCCUAUGGAUAUGAACAUCUAAAAAAGAAAACACCUAAUGAUGCGAGCAUAGACUUGAAUGCUACUAAUAAUAGCAGCAACAUUUAUACCGAAAGUAAAAAUGGUGAUGAUGAUGAUGAUAAUAACCAAAGCACAAUAUUAUCAGAAUCAAAUGCAAUUUUAAUCUACCUCUCACAAAACACUUCAUUACUUCCAUCGAAUCCCAUCGAACACGCACAAGUAAUGCAAUGGCUUUUCUGGGAACAGUACUCGCACGAACCAAAUAUAGCGACAUUACGUUGGUGGAUCUCGUACCUUGAUAAAUCACAGGAACCCGAAUAUCUGGAUCGGAUUGUUGAGAAACAACGUAAUGGAUAUGAGGCUUUGAACUUGAUGGAGAAACAUCUGGAAUCGCGGAAAUUUCUUGUGACUGAUCGGUUUACGAUUGCUGAUGUGGCAUUGUAUGCUUAUACUCAUUGUGCGGAAGAAGGCAAUUUCCCAAAGAUCAAAGCAUGGUUAAAAAGAGUGGAAGAACAACCAGGUUAUAUUCCAAUCAAUGAUUGA
Molecule: messenger RNA, 720 nt
Organism: Ambispora leptoticha
Lineage: Eukaryota; Fungi; Glomeromycota; Glomeromycetes; Archaeosporales; Ambisporaceae
Source: the annotation of a GenBank genome assembly